AUGCGACGCAUCAGUGCCACCCAUAACUAUCAUUCGCCCCUUGGCCAGCAGGGACCAUCCGCAAAGCGUUCGAAAAAUGUGGUGACAGAUAAAAGACAAGUGGAAAAUGUCGAUGCGCAAAAAAGGAAUGGAGAAAUCGAUACGAAGCCCGAGUUUGUGGAGGAACACAAUGAAGUAAGCGCUGUUGAUCGUGAAAUAAAACUGGAAGAAGCGAAUGGUGUUGUGGAACACGUCGACUGCGAAGCUGCACAAGUUGAUGUCGUUGGACUUCUCACUGAACCACAUCCUCUUUCUCCACAGUCUCAACCACCUCCUCUUUCUCCACAAGCAGCUCCAAGUGGCGUUCCAGAUCGCAUCGAAUUCGAUCAAUCGAAUGAACCGCUGAAGAGUUCAGAACGUGAUGGAGUGAAGCACAUUGGAUCGUGA
Molecule: messenger RNA, 426 nt
Organism: Cooperia oncophora
Lineage: Eukaryota; Metazoa; Nematoda; Chromadorea; Rhabditida; Trichostrongylidae
Source: the annotation of a GenBank genome assembly